Folsomia candida is the source of this 1539-nucleotide messenger RNA. RefSeq names its product zinc finger imprinted 3-like. The transcript is spliced from 3 exons. Gene Ontology annotation, cellular component: nucleus. Lineage: Eukaryota; Metazoa; Arthropoda; Collembola; Entomobryomorpha; Isotomidae. Gene Ontology annotation, biological process: regulation of transcription by RNA polymerase II. Gene Ontology annotation, molecular function: RNA polymerase II cis-regulatory region sequence-specific DNA binding; DNA-binding transcription activator activity, RNA polymerase II-specific. The coding region runs from base 316 to 1083 and encodes 255 amino acids. The record is from RefSeq and is a predicted model, not a curated record.
CACAUUAUAAAUAUGCUCUCGUUUGACUACUGGUAUGUACAAUCCAACUAACGAUGUGUAGCACACAGUGGUUGAUGAAAAAGGCCUUUUCUUCAACCUUGCUAGGAUAUGUUUCGGGUUACAUAAUGGAAAAUGAGUCCCCAUAACUCUCUCUAUUCUCACUAAACUAACCAUCACAUGUUGACCGUUAUUUCGUUUACAUAAAAUCCUUCCAAUCAAAAAUUAUAAAUUCUAACUAAUCCAUAGUUCCCGAAGGUUUGGAAAACUAUUUGAUAUUAAUCAGUAUAAUUUUAAACUUUAAGUUUUCAAUAUACAAUGGAGACAGGACAAAAUCUACGCGUCAAGUGUAAACACUGUUCCAAAUCUUUCAAAAGUAAAGAUAUCCUUGCCACCCACCUCACUAUGCAUGAUACUAAUGCUCCAGUUAAGUGUCCGAUUUGCACAAAAUCUUUAAAAAAUUUUAGAAGCAGGAAGACACACAUCGCCAUAUAUCACAAAAAUAGAGUCCGACCAGUUUGCAAAAUUUGUCAAAAAACAUUUACCACUUCCACCGUUUUGCGACUUCACACUGCCCGCAAGCACAGUUCCACGGCACGACAGCGCUUCCCCUGCCCAUUUGAUGGAUGUGGUAGCACUUUCCUUAAUCAGCAAUCGAUCGAGGAACAUAUCAAAGUCGAACAUGUCGAGAAUCCCUACAGAUUUCCCUGCAUUUUAUGCGGGAAAGAAUUCAAACGAAAAGAAAACCUUCACACCCACAUUGCCACGCACACCAAAGAAAAGUCCUACCAGUGUUCCAGUUGUGGGAAGAGAUUGGCAAAAAAAGAUCACUUGAAAAAUCACGAGUUUGUUCACAUGGAGAAAUCCUUGCGCCCAGUGUUUAAGUGCAAUAUCUGUCCUCAGAUUUUCUUCACCAAAACUGGCCUGAACCACCACAUCCAGACUUUUCAUGAAAACCAGAAGAAUCAUCAAUGCACAAUUUGCAAGAGGAAAUUUGGCCUGGCGCGUCAUUUGAAGGUGCACUUGGAGGCGAUUCACCUACCAAUAGAUUCUCCCCUCCUUUCCUGUGAUACUAGUCUGUUUUAAGUGCCCGCUAGCGGGCACAAUUGCGGUGUGCGUUUUAGUCACACGUUUUGUGGUGAAACUCAAUAUGUGUGUCGAGGUCACUUAGAAUUUAAAAUCAAUUCCAUUAAGUGAAUGGCUACAAUAUAGUAAUGUCAAGUCAAAAUAAUGGCUACAAUAAUCGGAUACAAGGCUAAUGAUUCGUACACAUAACGUUCGGAAAUCGUUAUGUAAACGUUACGCAUCACUCAAGCGAACGUUACGCAUCACUCAAGAACGUUACGCAAACGUAAAAGGUUAAUGGUCCAGACGUCAUGGUAACGUUAUGGUAAAGUAUAAUAGGCGUGUCGUAGUCACACGACACGUGGUGUUAUUCAGGGGGUGUGCCCAGGUCACACGACACGUGGCGGUAUUCAGGGGGUGUGCCCAGGUCACACGACACGUGGUGUUAUUCAGGGGGUGUGCCCAGGUCACACGACA